Messenger RNA from Aplysia californica (California sea hare), 1705 nucleotides. RefSeq lists its product as uncharacterized. NCBI's taxonomy places the organism in Eukaryota, Metazoa, Mollusca, Gastropoda, Aplysiida, Aplysiidae. The record is from RefSeq and is a predicted model, not a curated record.
UUUGAAAUUGUCUUUCUUUGGGUUGAAAUCAUGAUAGGAUGGAGUCUUUGUUUCGCUUUUAACAAAUUUAUUGCGCUUGAUUUGACUUUGAUUAAAUAGUAGGCUUUUUCACAUGAUGUUAAUUAGGUUCAAAUUAAUUAUUUUUAUUCACACCAAAACUUCGAAACCACAGAUCUUCUAAGCCUAUUUUUCAACUGCAGGGGCUUAGCGUGAGCAAGACAAGAUAAUAAAUAAUCAUUAGAUUUAUUAAGAGUAGAAUCUAGGGUCUAAUCAUCAAUAAUAACCCAACUGUGCUUGAUCUACUUUUCAGUCCGCUGCCAAACUGACCGCUGUGACUGUCAAGCUGUAACUGGUUAGAAAAGGGUGCGUGAGAGCUUCCAACAUCUCCCCCCUGGUGAUCUGACCGUUUACGGCAUGGCGUCUGAUACUCCUGGCAGUCAUGGCUCGCAGGCAGCACGGGAUGACUUACUUCCUUCUCGUGUGUGGGUGGAGAACGCCGGUACUGAAGCCAAGCCCCAAGAGCCGGCUGACACAAUGUCGCUGUCUGCGGCAUCGGCGCUGUUUCGAGAGAACUUUGGCAACUAAGCUGCAACCGCACAGCAUCAUGCGCAUGUUGGAAUUUGCCCGCAUCGUUUCGUGGUACGAUCCGGCCUCGGAACGACCUCGCACCUUCAUGGACAUGGACAAGCUAGACAGCGUUUUCUUCAUGGUCUCCCUGAAGGUCAAGUUCAGCGAGGAAGUGUACAACCCCGCGCUGGAAAAGCGUCCCGCGCACAUCAACUCGGAGGUCACGUUUCUCGGCAACAUGAGUUUCACCAGCAAAGACCACCUGUACGUGGGUGAGAGCGGCGACAGCCAUCUCCUAGAGGGAGACGCGCAGUUUGUAUUCAUCGACUUGAUGAGCCGAAAACCCACGACACCACCCGAUUGGUUCAGAGAGAAAUACGCUCGGGAGGUACGAAGCGGCGGGGAGCCCUUGAUCGUACCGACGCUUCACGUUCCUGAGUCAGUGACCGUCCUGGAGGACACGUACUCCAUCGCCCCCAGUGACCUUGACCCCAACAUGCACGUGAACUGGACCAACUAUGUCAGACUCUACAUGGACUCCCUCAUCAAGUGGCACGUGCGAACCUAUGGGUUCGAGACCAACGGAGACCCGUUCCGUCGCGUCAAGACGCUGCAGCAGAACUUCCGCGGGGAGUCGAGGCUCGGGGACACGCUGAACGUCUCCUUCUGGCAGAACAAAACCAACCAGGACAAGUUCCACUUCCUGGUGCGCAAGUCCUCGCGGGUCAUCAACGAGUGCACGAUGGAGUUUUAUCCUCAGGAGAAGCGGAGUAGUAAAUUGUGAAUGUUACGUCUUUAUCUUGGAGAUAGAUAUAGAUAGAUAUGUGUUUGUGUGUGUGUGUGUGUGUGUGUGUGUGUGUGUGUGUGGUGUGUGUGUGUGUGUGUGGCUACACACAUAUACACAUACACACAGGAGAAACAAAGUAGUAAAUUGUGAAUGUUACGUCUUUGUACUGUGGAUAGAUAGAUCUAUAUUUGUGUGUGUGUGUGUGUGUGUGUGUGUGUUUGUUUGUGUGACUGGCUUUGCUGAAGUGAGAGGUUACAUGCCUGCGUUCACACUUACACGCAAAUACACAUACACACGCAGGAAAAGAUAAAAAUAGGGGCGAUGCCACUGACUGUAGUGUCUUUAGGCCAU